Messenger RNA from Pseudozyma flocculosa PF-1, 2178 nucleotides. RefSeq lists its product as uncharacterized. The transcript has a single exon. The record is from RefSeq and is a predicted model, not a curated record. NCBI's taxonomy places the organism in Eukaryota, Fungi, Basidiomycota, Ustilaginomycetes, Ustilaginales, Ustilaginaceae. The coding region runs from base 1 to 2178 and encodes 725 amino acids.
AUGUCGUCUUUCUCCCAGCAGCGGCAGCGGCGACAGCCGCGAAAGACGCCUGGCUCCACGGUCGAUCCGGACGCAGACGAUGAGCAGCCCCGCUCGUUCCCCGCCGCCAUGUCGCUGCGAAAGCUCCCGACCCGCUUCGCCGACUCGUCUCCUUCUCCGCCCAACUCGCCCACCUACUACCCGCCAUUUGCGCCCCAGCCACCCCAGAGCGCAAAGGCCUCGCAGAGAUAUCUCGCCGCCCUGCUCAAACCGUUGCUCGUGCCCACCGUCAUUUUCGGCCUGCCCACCUGGCCGAUCCUCGCGGCAACAUGCGCCGUUCCCAUCAUCGGCGUCAUGGCCAUACCGCUGCUGAUCCUCCUCUCGGUGGCGUUGCUCUAUGCCAUCGCCUGGCUCGCCUACCUCUUCCUUGCCCAGCCCGACCUCCCCGCCGUCUGGUCCUCGCCACGACGGUGGUCGUUCAAGAACCUCGCACCCUUUCUCCCGCUUUCGCCCAUCCGCUGCGCCAAAGUCGACCUGGCCACGCUGCGUUAUGCCAUCACCGCGGUCCGCAUCGCCUUUCCCGCCGUGUUUGACUGGAGCUAUCGACGUGUGAUGGUCCUCGGCACUCCAAAGGGCGCUAGCAGCCUCAAGGAGGGCAUCGUCUACGGCAGCCCCUCCAGCCACAAGAAGCUCGAUGUCUACCUCCCUUCUGCGCGUGCAGCUAGCUUCAGCGGCGGGUUUGGCGCAGCGGCGAACAGCACAGAUAGGGACGGACGCCGGGGACGCAACCAUUCUAGCACGUUCGCCGAGGCUAGCGGCACCACCGGCCCUUCUUCGUCGACGGACGCCGGCUCGACGGGUGCGCCCGUCAUCGUCGUGGUCCCCUCGGUCUUUGCGCCGCUCUCGAUCACGUCAAAGCGGAAGCUUUACCUCCAGCUUGCGCUGCGCUUCCGACGCAUGGGCUACUGCGUCAUUGUACCCGACAUCACCUACUACCCCGAGUCGCGCAUCAAGUCGUCGAUCAUCGACCUCCGCCUGGUCCUGCGGUGGACAGGCAAGAACUGCCAGAGGUACGGAGGCGAUCCCACAAAGAUCUACGUCAUGGGUCACGGCCUCAGCGCGCACCUCGUCAUGCUCACUGUGGCGCAGGAAGCCGUGGUCCUGAGUCGCGAGGGCCAUCUCGAUCGCGCCUACGAGCGCCAGAGGGGUCUCGAGAGGUGGCGCGACAACCCCUACGAGGCUGAUGACGGCGACGAGGACAGCGAUCGUCACGACCUCUAUCGCGAUACCAAGUACGCCGGAUCGAGGGAGGACGACGACGAGUGGAAGAAGAGCGGCGAGGUCGGCGAUGCCGCGCAGCCGAUCGCAGCCCAGGUGGCUGGCAAGGACGACAGCAUCACGACGCUAGGCGAGGACGACGUGCGGCCGGUCGAGGUGCACGAAGCGGACCGAGCUGAUACAUCUGCGGCCAGUGGCGAUGCCUGGGUCGACGAGGUGGCGGGCUCCUCAUCGUCCGUCCACCGGCUACCUGGUGCAGUCAUGGGCUCUGCGCGGCGCUUUUCAAGCUCGGCCGGCGGCGGCGGCGUCAGCAGCACCAGCAACACCACCCAUCACGGCCCUGGUCCACGACCCGGCAUGACGCGUCGUCCGUCCCGUCGACAGGCAUCGCCAUCCGCGCACAUUCUUUCGUCGGCAGGCUACAUGGCGGCGGCCUCAGAGGUCGGCAACGGCCUGAAGCGAGUGUCGAUCUACGAGCCGGAGAUCGAGAUACCCCCACUGGCAGGCCUGCUUCUCUUCUCGGGCAUCAGCGACGUGAUCAAGGGCUUCCGCUCGGAGUCGGAAAGCGGGCUGGAGCACCUCUCCUCGCUCCGCCGCGCCACGGGACCCAGCCACAUCCAGUGCCUGCUUCACUCUCCGGCGCACCUCCUCUACGCGGCCAAGAACAUCCUCGACACGCGCCUGCUGCCGCCCAAGGUGCUCCUCGUCCACGGCGGCAAGGACAGCGUGGUGCCCGUCGAGCAGAGCACGCUGCUCAAGACGCUCCUCGUCGGCAUCGGCGUCGAAAACGUCAAGCUCAGGGCCUACCGCCACCUCGGCCACGCAGAGAGCCUGGCCUGCCUCUUCCUCGGCAUGGGCAGGGCCAACACGAGGUAUACCCGCCAGAUCCUUGACGACGUCGCUGCCUUCAUCGGCCAGUAG